AUGCGAUUAUCCUGCCCUCGGUCGCACUAUGGUUUCAUCCUUCGCCACUCUCUGUUCGGAAGGAACCCAGAGCCUGCCAGUGAUACCGGAAGCAUAAUUAUCUUCGGUCCUGACGGCCAGGCAUCCGUCGUUUCUCCUGAAGAUGUCGGCGGCAACGCUCCGUCGGACUCUCAGGCAGGUAUUCCGCAAGCAAUUCAGGAGCCUCAGGACCAAACAGGCGGUGCAGCACCGCAAGUGAAUACAACCCCAGCGGGUGGGCCAACGUCCGAAGCUAUACCGACUCCUGUGGCAACGUCAGUUGUUCCAGAGUCGAUGACAACAGGAACAUACGCGACAACAUCCGUUGCUUCUCACGUAUCCUCGGCGCUUUCAGAGUCUGUCGUCCCGUCGAGCGGAACUUCAGUCUCACAAGCAGCAUCAACGUCUGCAAUCAUAUCGACCAGCUCUCUGGUAUCGUCGACUCCCGCACUACCCCUCAGUACUUCUUCUGUUGUCUUGGCGAUCCCAAGUUCCUCAUCUACGCCGUCCGCGGCGGCGUUCACUUCAGCCAGCUCAAGCAACAAUGACUCUCUCUACAUCGGGAUUGCCUUGGGAUGCAUCGCGGGCUCGGGUGUCAUCAUUGCCUUCGUAGCCUGGCUCUUGCGCAUGCGCUCGCACAGGAGGCGGCGCAGACUCGAGGCCGAAUCACCAUAUCUCUGGCAGAACCGAGAUCGGAAAGACAGCUUUCUCGAUGCAGGCUACUCGAGCAAGGAGGACUAUCUCGGACCAGGAUAUUCUUCGGCGAUGCAAGAGGGCGAUUACAGCGCCUACGACCAGCAUCUACAGCCGCCUCCCGGGAUUCAUCUCAAUGGCGACUCCUACCCGGCCGAUAUCCUCGACUCGUAUUCGUCAAACAACAGUCCACUGCAGCCGAGCGUCCUCAGCGCGCACGAUCGAACACCUCUCCAAGUAGCCAAUUUGAUGCCAGGGGACGUGUUCCUCUCGUCAGAUGAAGCCAGCCGGCCGGGAACAUCGCUGGCAAUGCUGCAGACACCUUCAGCGGAUCCUUUCAGCACCCCGCGGCAGCCCACCUUCAAUGAUAAACCAAGAUUCCUCGGGCUCAAGGACGGCGGGCUCGAUGUUCCCUGGGCACCGAGCAGAGGCAGGAUGGCAAGUGGCAACGCGCCACCUGGGGAUCUAGAGAAGGGAAUCGCUGAGAAAAAUGAGGAAGACUCUUGGGAGCCGUUGCCGUAUCCUGGGGAAGGACAAGGGCUUGACACGGGACAGCCAACAAACGUAGGCGAGGACAAGCCGACGGCAGGGACCAAUGUCGAAGCUUGGACGGCGUCAUUGAGGGCUAAUCUCGCGAGCGUGCUCAACAUGGCUGGCGGAUAUCUGUCUACGAACGCAAGUGAGACUCAAAGUCAAGACAAGUUCACGACCAUGCCCUCUCGGAGCAAGCGUCGGUCCAGCCAGCGACUGCCCGGCGCCUCGUUGACUAGGGAGAGCACCAACCGCACUACCACGUCGAACCUGUAUACUCUGGAAGAGGUCGAAGAGGGCACUGGGGUCGUUCACAUACGGGGGGUCGAGACGCCGAAGCCGCUCACUCGACCUCUUACCAUAACUAAACGACCGGAGUCGGCGAUGGUCAAGUCGCGCCAAAGGGCACAGCUGUGCGUGCCGCCGUCCGGAACGGUGACGCGGGCGAGCAGCGUUUACUCGACAGCGUCUGCUACUUCGUCGGUGUUUGAGACAGGGUCUCGGGCUCCGCGUCUGCCGAGUAUACCGCCAUUGUCGAGGGCCAUCAGUAUCAGGACGCAGAGGGGACCUCAGGAUACCAGCAGGGAGGGGUCCGCAAGUCGGGAGAGCAUCUUCAGGAAAGAGUCCAGGCAACAAGCAAGACCAAAGAUAUUGACGAGGUUGACCUCGAAUUGCUCCGCGACCUCGGUUGGAUCAGACAUGUCUAGGUUAUCGACUGCACAGGAUAGGCUCACGGACGAGGAGAAGAUGGUACAGCAGGCACUGCGGGACAGGAGGAAGAAGAUGAUGAACAUGGGCGCUGGUCGGGGCGGCCCUGCAGCAUUUCGCAUGACAAGUGUAAGAACGAAUAGCAGCAGACGUUCUCGCAGUAGAGGGAGGCUGUAA
Messenger RNA from Gloeophyllum trabeum ATCC 11539, 2127 nucleotides. RefSeq lists its product as uncharacterized. The transcript has a single exon. The record is from RefSeq and is a predicted model, not a curated record. Lineage: Eukaryota; Fungi; Basidiomycota; Agaricomycetes; Gloeophyllales; Gloeophyllaceae. The coding region runs from base 1 to 2127 and encodes 708 amino acids.